Messenger RNA from Pteronotus mesoamericanus, 609 nucleotides. It is a transcript of the gene LIF, whose product is annotated as LIF interleukin 6 family cytokine. Gene Ontology annotation, biological process: regulation of cell differentiation; leukemia inhibitory factor signaling pathway; immune response. Lineage: Eukaryota; Metazoa; Chordata; Mammalia; Chiroptera; Mormoopidae. The coding region runs from base 1 to 609 and encodes 202 amino acids. The record is from RefSeq and is a predicted model, not a curated record. The transcript is spliced from 3 exons. Gene Ontology annotation, molecular function: cytokine activity; leukemia inhibitory factor receptor binding; growth factor activity. Gene Ontology annotation, cellular component: extracellular region.
AUGAAGGUCUUGGCAGCAGGAGUCGUGCCCCUGCUGCUGGUUCUGCACUGGAAACACGGGGCGGGGAGCCCCCUUCCCAUCACCCCUGUCAAUGCCACCUGUGUCACACGUCACCCAUGUCACAACAAUGUCAUGAACCAGAUCAGGAACCAACUGGCGCAGCUCAACAGCAGUGCCAACGCCCUCUUCAUUCUCUAUUACACGGCCCAGGGGGAGCCGUUCCCCAACAACUUGGACAAGCUGUGUGGCCCCAACGUGACAGACUUCCCGCCCUUCCACACCAAUGGCACGGAGAAGGCCCGGCUGGUGGAGCUGUACCGCAUCAUCGCCUACCUUGGCGCCUCCCUGGGCAACAUCACACGGGAUCAGAAGAUCCUCAAUCCCAAUGCCGUCAGCCUCCACAGCAAGCUGAACGCCACUACGGACAGCAUGCGGGGCCUCCUCAGCAACAUACUUUGCCGCCUGUGCAGCAAGUACCACGUGGCCCAUGUGGAGGUGGCCUAUGGCCCUGACACCUCGGGCAAGGAUGUCUUCCAGAAGAAGAAGCUGGGUUGUCAGCUCCUGGGGAAGUAUAAGCAGGUCAUUGCUGUGCUGGCCCAGGCCUUCUAG